Lottia gigantea (owl limpet) is the source of this 1533-nucleotide messenger RNA. RefSeq lists its product as hypothetical. The transcript has 2 exons. Gene Ontology annotation, biological process: protein transport. The record is from RefSeq and is a predicted model, not a curated record. Lineage: Eukaryota; Metazoa; Mollusca; Gastropoda; Lottiidae. The coding region runs from base 1 to 1533 and encodes 510 amino acids. Gene Ontology annotation, cellular component: cytoplasm.
AUGGCAACAGAAGUCACAACACCAAACAAUAUGUCAAGAUCAGUGCCAGUGGGUACUGUAAGUGACAGAGUUCAAAAGAUUAAAACAAUCCGAUCAACUUCAACUUCAAAUUCAAAUCCAGAGGUUUCAACACAGAACGGCUAUAUUGGAAAAGCACAAACUUUUACACCAACCCAUAGGAAAAAAGCUGUAGAAAUGAAUGGAUUUAUAUCACAUGGACGUGUUUCAGGCGGUAAAUAUGUUGUGACUGGUUCACCUUCUGGACUCGCUAACUACGGUUUUUCAGAAUCGAUGGACAACUUGAAAGGCAUCUCAAGUGGUAAAAAAGGUACCAACAGGCAGUUGUCUUUCACAGAAGAUCUCUUGGAUAGUUCCGACCAAAUUCAAAUGUUGAAUAAAGUUUAUCAAAAUGGAGGUGAAGAAAUAAGUGGAACUGUAAUCAUGGAUUUGUCAAAGAGUUUGGAAAUACGGUAUUUGGAAUUAGUGGUGGUAGGAGUAGGAAAUGCUUCUUUGACAAAAACUGGAAAGCUUUUCACACAGCAAGAGAACUAUAUGUACAAACGAACUUGUGUCAUAGGCAACAACGAAACAAAAUGGACGUCUUUGUUGACACCUGGAAAAUAUGUUUCAAACUUCCACUUUCAUCUGUCUAAAGAUGUUCCAUCAUCCAUGGAUUAUGAUGAACAAUAUAGUGGCCUGAGAUUCAACGUGUCCUAUUUUAUAAAAGCACGUCUUAUAGAUUCCAGCAGAAAAUCAGUGGCAUCCAAAAAACAUAAAAAAGCUCAUCAGAAAUCUUUACUUUCCUACCGAUUAGAUUUCAAGGUUCUGCGACCAUUUGAUGUGAACAUGUUACCAGAUGUCAAUUUACCCAUCAAUCACAUGGAGGAGGUGGCAUUGGCAUGUGGUAAAGGCAGAACAGCCACCAUAGGUUUGGCGUUAGAUAGAAGUGUGUUUCUGGCAGGUGACGACAUCAGACUACAAAUAUCGUUAGCGGUUCCAGCCUCAAGAAAAAUCAAAGAAAUUAUUUGUGGUCUGCAACAACAUGUCAGUUUUCAAACCCCAGGUCAAAGAGCAUCAUAUACCUUAGUUCAAUUACAAAAUAAAAAUCCUGAAGAAACUGCAGUGGUAACUAUUGAAAGCAAUAUGAAGACUUCGUCGUAUGAAGUUGUGAUUCCCACACACAAUGACAUAUUGACUUCCUUUAAUUACGGCUGUAACAUACUCAAAGUUACAUACUCUGUAAAAACAUUAAUCAAAUUCUCCCAAGGUGGAGGAAAAUUAAAUUUAGCUAUGCCUAUAGCCAUUGGUCCCUGUGCUGAGCCUAUUUACUAUGAAAAGAGUGCCUUCAAGAAAGCAGUUCCCGUCUUCAAACGCCCUGUAAGAUUUCCAUGCUUUACCCCAGCUUCAAGAAAUAGUUCCUUCUAUUCCCAAGAACAAAGUUCUCAAAGCUCCAGGAAAAUAAACGUGGUCACCAAAUAUCAAGUCAGCCCUUUUGGAAGAAUAUUUUUGUGUUGUUUUGGACGUGGAAAAUGA